AGUUCAGUAUAGAGUUUCAUCAACUUCAGACGUGUUUCAAACUUCUUUUUAAACUUUUUUUAACCCUUUUCUUUACAAAUGAAAGGAAAAAGGUUUUAUAUGUGAUUCUGACAGUAAUUGAUUUAAAUUGUGCAGACAAUAAGUUUUGUGAUUAAAUUUGAACAAAAACAGAUCUUUUUAAUGCAGCAACAUGCAGGAACAUUUAAAAAUAAAUUAUUUUAAGAUGUAAAUCUCAAAGAGAAAAAAUGAAACACUGAAUUGAACUUACCGACAAAUUAGCAGCAAAGUGUUUAUUGCUUUAAGCGAUAAAAGUAAAAAUUAAAACGGAGGAAAGAAAUCAAGAAAAACGGAAUAAUAUUUCUAAUAAUUGUGUGAGGAAAUGUUGAUUUGCAGUGGAAAUAAAAUGUUAUCGAUCGAAUUUCUAAUGCUUUUAAUACUGUUGCUGGUGAUAAAAACAAUUAAUGCAUCGACUUUACCAUCGUCGGCACACAACGACAUCAAAAGCAACAAAUGUGAGCAAAUCUCAAUUACACAACAUUGUCGAGAACUCAAAUAUAAUCAGACGAUGGUGUCAAGUAUCGUCAAUGGACAUCACAUGAAUAUUGAUGAUGCCAAUGAAAUGAUUAUUAAAUUACGACCCGUGUUUGAAAUGACAAACAGUCACUGCUCUCGUCAGAUACGAUUUCUUAUCUGCUCAUCACUCUUCCCUUGGUGUUCUGAUGAAAUUCCACGACCUGUAAUGGCUUGUCGUAAUGUAUGCGAAAAGGUCAAAAGCGAUUGCUUUCAGGAUCCAAUCAUAAAACUUUGGCCACAUUUUCUUGAUUGUGAGCAGUUGCCACAGCCGGAGAAGCAAGAACUUUGCAUGACUAUGCCUGACGAAGCUAUGAUUGAUGAUGGAGACUAUAACAGCGAAAACCAAACUAAGUCUGUGGAAGAAAAUGACCAUGAAGUCGUCCAGACAAAAUAUAACAUUAACAAUCGACCACAACAAGCGACAUUCUGGUGGAAAUUGACACAGUCACAUCAAAUGUACAACAAAGUUUCAACACUCUCAACAUGUCCACAAAACUUCACCAUUGAUGAACGCGGAAAUUGCGUAUAUAAAUGUGGCACUGAUGCAUUUUACACGACACAUCAAAAGAAAGUUAUCGAGACUUGUAUUUUGGUGUUUUCAGUGCUUUGCUUCAUUUUCACACUUUUCUCAUUGAUCACUUUUUGGACAGAAUCGACGAGAUUUAAGUUCCCAGAACGACCUGUAUUGUUCCUAACACUUUGCUAUAAUCUUCUUAGCAUUUGUUAUUUGUUAAAGAUUUUCUAUCAAAAAUCUUCAGUGAAGCUAACAAUUGAUGAGUUAAAUGAGUUCAACGAUAUCUCAGCAAUUAAAACAUCCGAUAUGAGUGCAAGUCAGUGUGUGAUUAACUCACAAUGCCUCGCAUAUUUUAUUAUAAUUAACUAUCUCAUGAUCAGUGCAUCAUUUUGGUGGUUCAUCUUUGGACUUUGCUGGUGGUUGAGUACAUCCAAGCAAUGGUCACCAGAAGCAUUAGAGAGAAAGUCUGGUUUAUUCCACGUUCUUGCGUGGUUAGUUCCUUUGGCGUCGCCAAUCGCUGCACUUUUAUUCGGCGUGAUUAAAAAGACUGAAUUAACUGGUAUGUGUACUGCUGUUGGCUUCACAGAAAUUCCAUCACUUAUUCUUUUAAGUAUUGGAGCAAUAUUUAUUGUGUUGUCUGCAAAGUCACUUCGUUCUUUAAGAUCAUCGUGGAAGAACAAUAAACUAUCUCAAGUUAUGAGUCGAAUUCUUUUCUUUGGAACGAUAUUUGUUAUUCCAGCAAUCAUUUCAACAGUAUUGAUGUUCUUCGAUUAUGAUGUUGAUCUUCGAUCAUGCCUACCGGGUGAAGUUUGCUAUCAACCUGAAAAGAGGUCAAUUAACAUCACUAUCAUUCGAUAUGCUUGUUUAUUAAUUGGAGGUAUCAGUGGAAUGUGGGUCUGGUCAAAGAAAACAUGCGUCUCCUGUCGCAAAAAAAUAACUGCUUCACAGUACUCUAACCCGUCACCUCAAACAACAAUCGAAAGCAUGAAUGGCUUCUCAAACAAAUACACUUAUAAAUAUGUACACUCAAUUCAAAAGAGUUUGUUAAACAAUAAUUAUUAUCUUAAUCAUAAUCAGAAGAAAUUUACCAACGGUGUUCAUCGAACACACGAACAUAUCGAUUGGAUUGCAGCUCAAAAUCGUAUUUAAAUUUGCUAAGUACAGUUCAAGUAACAAUUAAGAGAUUUGCUGAUCAUAAGUCAUGUCUUCAAAGAUUAGCAUAAAGCAUGUAAUUAGCUACAUGCCUAAAAUGUAAAUAAUAAAAUGUGAUUUUUAAUUUUAAGGUAUUAAAAUUUUUGGAAUAAAAUAAUAAAAUGUAUGAUGUUUGAAACGAAA
This is a messenger RNA of Clunio marinus, 2422 nucleotides long. NCBI's taxonomy places the organism in Eukaryota, Metazoa, Arthropoda, Insecta, Diptera, Chironomidae. The record is from the annotation of a GenBank genome assembly.